AUGGGUAGCAAAAAGAGAAAGGCCGGCCGUCCGGCGCAACAGAAAUCAGCACCGGAGCCCUCAAAGUUCGACAUCGAAGAGCGAUUCGACGACUCCGAAGACGAAUUCCAGACCGGCCGCGAUCAGGUUCUACUCGAUGAGCGCCCAGAGACCAAGAGACGGCGCAGAGUUGCUGAGGAAGAGGAACUGAUCCAGCCAUCCGAUGAGGAAAUUCUUGGCUAUGAAUCCGUCGACGAAGAUGAUGACCUCGAGGACGAAGAGGAAUAUGACGACGCAGAUGAUAUGGACCAGACGAAAAAAGCGGACGACUCAGAAGAGGAAGACGAAGGCAUUGCCGCUUGGGGCUCCUCCAAAAAAGAUCUCUACAAUGCGGACCAGAUCGACACCGAGGCCGAUGCAUUGGAGGAAGAGCAGGAGGCCAAGCGAUUGCAAAUGAAGCAGUUGGAGGCUAUGAACGAGGCCGACUAUGGGUUCGACGAGUCUGAGUGGGCGGACGCUGGGAAGGAUGCCGAAGACGAAGACGCUGGCGUGGUCACUGAAGUGCUCCCGCAAGUGGAGAUCACCGAGGAUAUGAGCACUGACGAGAAGCUGAAGAUCCUCAAGUCAAGAUACCCCGAGUUCGAACCGCUGUCGAAGGAUUUCGUUGAUCUUCAGAGCGUAUACAAGGAGCUUGAGGAAGCUGCUUCCAAUGCUCCCGCGGAAGAUGAUUCUGCAGACGAGCCACAACCAUCUUCAGUCCCUGUGAUCAAAUUCCGCGCGCUCUCUGCCUACCUGGGUGCCAUCAGCAUGUACUUCAUGCUUCUCUCCUCCCCUUCCCCCGACGCAACCAGUGAGCAUGUCCCGAUGACCCCCGCUGAGCUCCGUCAACACGCAGUCAUGGGAUCACUCGUGAAAUUCCGCAAACUGUGGAACACGGUCAAGGACCUCCAGGAGGAGGUCUCGGAUGACGAGUCAGACGACGAGUCUGUCAUGCAAGAGAUCACAAGCCAGCCAACCAAGGCCCAGAAGCAGUCGAAGACAGAGAAGCCCAAGCAGAGGAAAUUGACCAAGGCCGAAGCCAAGGCAGCAGCAGCACAAGCGGAGGCUGAAGAGCUCCGCGCCGAGCGCAUUCGUCAAACAGAAGCCGGUCUCGCCGACCUCGACGAUCUGGCCACCGAGCCCUCCCGGAAGCGCAAGACUCAAAAGACCAAGAAGGUCGCCAAGGACGACGAUUCUGACUUCGGUGACGAAGACGCUCUCACAGCCCACGAGGCAGCAGAGAAGGCCAAGCAGAAGCGCUCCCUCCGCUUCUACACCUCCCAGAUCGCCCAGAAGUCCAACAAGCGUAACGCAGCAGGCCGGGAUGCAGGCGGUGAUGCCGAUCUUCCAUACCGCGAGCGUCUCCGCGAUCGCCAGGCUCGUCUCAACGCCGAGGCCGAGAAGCGCGGUAAGAAGGCACUCAACCCCGACCAGCAGCUCGGCGGUGACAGUGACGACGAGGAUCAUCGUGUUGCCAAGGAGCUCCGCCGUGGCGAGGGCGCCAAGGAUGACGACGACGAAUACUACGAUAUGGUGGCGUCGCGCUCCAAGAAGCGCAAGGACGACAAGCAGGCUCGCUCAGACGCAUAUGCCGAGGCUGAGCGUCUCGGUGGACAGGUCUAUGAGCAGGAAGAGGUCGGCCCUGAUGGAAAGCGUGCUAUCACAUACCAGAUCCAGAAGAAUAAGGGUCUACACGCGAAGCGCAGCAAGGAUUCGCGCAACCCGCGUGUCAAGAAGAGAAAGAAGUAUGAGGAGAAGAAGAAGAAGCUUGGUAGUACGAAGCAGAUCUACAAGGGUGGUGAAGGCCGUGGUGGAUACGGUGGUGAGCUUACGGGUAUCAAAAAGAACCUGGUCAAGAGUGUCAAGCUGUGA
Messenger RNA from Penicillium olsonii, 1890 nucleotides. Lineage: Eukaryota; Fungi; Ascomycota; Eurotiomycetes; Eurotiales; Aspergillaceae. The record is from the annotation of a GenBank genome assembly.